Molecule: messenger RNA, 468 nt
Organism: Dentiscutata erythropus
Lineage: Eukaryota; Fungi; Glomeromycota; Glomeromycetes; Diversisporales; Gigasporaceae
Source: the annotation of a GenBank genome assembly
AUGUCUUAUCGUAACACUGAUGUUGAUAUCUUAGAUGAAGACCAGUUAUUUCAGCAUGAACUAUUUACGUUCGCAGGCGGUGAAGAGCUUGAGCCGGAUGUGGCGCUAAGAAAUGUUCAGGCGAAAGGAGUUGACGUUAGAAACUUUUUGACAAGAGGUAAUACCGAAAAUGCACUGACAACAGCUAUAGAAAAUCCACCAUACGGCUCAAACACAACUGAAGCUAAGGAUCAAAAUACAAAAAUUGUUAUGGAUGUUCUUAACUCUGUUAAAGCAGCUGAUAUUCCAUCAAUAGUUAAAAAUCUAACAUUAGAACAACAAGAUGUUUUGAUGAAAUAUAUUUAUCGCGGAAUGGCAUCACCAGAAUUAUAUAGUUCAGCCGUACUUUUAAAUUGGCAUGAAAAGCUUACUGAAGUCGCGGGUGUUGGAUGUAUUGUACGGGUAACCUCAGAUCGAAGAACCGUGUGA